AUGACAAGGGAGCCCAGGCCCAAAACGGCUUGGGGCGGGCUGUCUUGGUGCGUCGGGGAAGUGUGGGAAGGGAAGCGGGCACGGCGGGGCGGGAGGAUGCUAGCGAUUUGA
Molecule: messenger RNA, 111 nt
Organism: Colletotrichum abscissum
Lineage: Eukaryota; Fungi; Ascomycota; Sordariomycetes; Glomerellales; Glomerellaceae
Exons: 1
Coding region: 1-111 (36 amino acids)
Source: RefSeq, a predicted model, not a curated record